AUAACAUUAAGCCAAUGGCAAUGUAUAGUUCUUUCACUCUUUCAGCAAUGGUCAUUUUGGCCUUGUUUCUUGUUCCAGGCUCAUAUUCUACCGCUUCAGUACCAGAAUCUGAUGUUGAUCUUCUUGAGUUUCCAUUGAAUUUAGAGUAUUUAGAAGCUGAGUUCUUCUUGUAUGGUGCUUUGGGUGUUGGCUUGGACAAGGUUGCUCCAAACUUAACUGUGGGAGGUCCUCCACCCAUUGGUGCCCAAAAGGCCAAUCUUGACCCUUUCAUUAGAGAUGUAAUCUUGCAAUUUGCAUGGCAAGAAGUUGGGCACUUGAGGGCUAUUAAGAACACAGUAAAAGGAUUUCCAAGGCCAUUGUUGGAUUUGAGUCCAAAAUCAUUUGCAAAAGUGAUAAACAAAGCCUUUGGAAAGGAUUUGAAUCCUCCUUUUGAUCCCUAUCAAAAUAGCAUCAAUUAUCUCAUUGCAUCUUAUGUGAUCCCUUAUGUUGGUCUCACUGGAUAUGUUGGUGCAAAUCCUAAACUCCAAGGAGCUGUUUCAAAAAGGCUUGUUGCUGGGCUUUUAGGUGUUGAAUCAGGUCAAGAUGCAGUUAUCAGAGCAUUGUUAUAUGAGAAAGCCUUGGAGACGGUGCAUCCAUAUGAUAUAACAGUAGCUGAAUUCACAAACAGAAUUUCAGAACUGAGGAAUAAGCUUGGACGGUCAGGAUUGAAAGAUGAAGGGCUUAUUGUUUCAAAGUACCUGGGUGCUGAAGGGAAAAUUAGGGGCAAUGUGCUGGCUGGUGAUGAAUUUUCAGUUGCAUAUGACAGAACUCCAGAGGAAAUUUUGAGGAUUGUAUAUGGAAGUGGUCAUGAAAAUUCCCCUGGAGGUUUCUACCCGAAGGGUGGAAAUGGACGUAUAGCUAAAUCUCAUUUACACAGGCUGCUUAAAGAAUAAAGCUUAGAAUAGGUGUUCUUUUAACUUUUGAGUCAAGUUGAAGUUUAUUUGGAGAUAAACAAGUAUGGAGUUGUUCCCUUCUGCUUAAUUUUGCUGCUCUCUUUUUAUGGUUAUGUAAAGUGCCUGCUUAUUGUGCCAAUCAUAUUUCAAAUAAG
This is a messenger RNA of Pistacia vera, 1087 nucleotides long. RefSeq names its product desiccation-related protein PCC13-62. The coding region runs from base 15 to 932 and encodes 305 amino acids. NCBI's taxonomy places the organism in Eukaryota, Viridiplantae, Streptophyta, Magnoliopsida, Sapindales, Anacardiaceae. The transcript has 3 exons. The record is from RefSeq and is a predicted model, not a curated record.